Messenger RNA from Eimeria maxima, 1608 nucleotides. RefSeq lists its product as hypothetical. The transcript is spliced from 12 exons. The coding region runs from base 1 to 1608 and encodes 535 amino acids. Lineage: Eukaryota; Apicomplexa; Conoidasida; Eucoccidiorida; Eimeriidae. The record is from RefSeq and is a predicted model, not a curated record.
AUGCUGAGUCUACACACACUGCAGUGCGGACGUCUCCGCCUCGCGGGACCUGUCCUACACUGCAGAGCAGCAGCAGCAGCAACAUCAUCAUCAGCAGCAGCAACAUCAUCAUCAGCAGCAGCAACAUCAGCAGCAGCAGCAGCAACUGCAGCAGCAGUCCCUCUAUGUUACCACUGCAGACUCUGGCAUUUUCACUACACUGCUCCUUCUGCAACAGUAACAGCAGCAGCAGCAGCAGCAGCUAAUGCUGCUGCUGCUGCACCGCGUGCUGCAGUUGCUCUUCAAAGGCGCGCUCUGCAUGCAGCAGCAAGAGAAGCAGCAGCAGCAGCAAAAGCAGAAACAGCAGCAGCAAAAGCUCCAGAAGCAACAACAACGGCAGCAGCAACAGAAACAGCAGCAGCAGCAGCAGCAAGGGAUAAAGGAGGAGGCAGCAGGCUUUAUACUGUUGCUGCUGCUUCUCGUCAGUUUGCUGCUGCAGUGCCGCUGCAGCUGCUGCGGUCUGCAGCAGGAGCAACAGAAGAAGAAGCAGCAGCAGCAGACUUCUCUCCUCUCCGUGCUAUAUGGAGACGCUGCGUGCUGCAGCAGCAACAACAGCAACAGCAGCAGAAACAGCAGCAGCAGCAGCUGGAGUUGGGUAAUGAUGACGAUCCCCUAACCCUUGAACACAUUUGCCUUCUUCUCGAAGGUUGUGUUGCUGCUAAUAUGAGGGAGUAUUGUAUAUCAUCAGCUAUAUUAAGUUUAGGUGCAACAGCAGCAGCAGCAGCAGCAGCAGCAGCAGCAAACCCUAACACGGUGCUGCAGUUCCUCCCACGGUUAUUAGCGUCUAUGUGGGACGUGUGGGACAUUUGUGCUGUUGCUGAGGCAUUUGCUGCUCAGCGCAUGCCUUCUGCUGCUGUUGCAGCAGCAGCAGAAGCUGUGCUGCAGCAGCAGCAGCAACAGAAGAAGCAACAGCAGGCUUUGCCGUUUGCUGCUGCAGCUCGUCUGCUGCUGGCCUUCGCUCAGCUGGACAUACACAAGGCCUCUUUGCUGCAGCAGCUGCAGCAGCACAUUAAGCAGCAUCUCCAGCAGCAACAGAAGCAGCAGCAGCAGCAGCAGCAGCAGCAGCCGGCUCUGCUGCAGCGCGAAGAAGCCCUUGCUCUGGGUGCAGCAGCAGAAGCAGCGCUGCUGCUGCAUCACCAGCAGCAGCAGGAGCAGCAGGCGCAGACAGAAUGGGGCUCCCUGCUGCUGUCUUGCAUAGAGAGCCUGAGGAGUUCUGGAAGCAUCCAUCCCAUGCUCGACUCCACAGGCAAAUCCUCCUUUGCCGUCUGGCGCUACGCACCCUGGAUCGACCAAGUUACGAAAUCCUCGAUGGCAAAACUCGGACUUUUCUUCUUUAGCGCCAUCUUAACAAAGCUUCGUAUAGCCCAUCAGAUAUACCCAAUGCGAGGAAUUCUUUGCUUUGAUAUAUUAGAAAGAGAUCGUAAACUUUGUUGGUCUUGUGAUUCUCUUGAUCGUUUUUAUGUUGUUCGUCUUCAAGAGAAGAUAGGCAAGGAGGACUCGCAUAGAAUUUGUGCGGAUGAGUCGAUACUACGCGCUACAAGACCGAAGGGAAAUAAAUUUAGAGUUUGA